AGCUUGAGUUAUUCGCUUCACUCCUCUUAUACCUAUUCUCGGCUGAUCUAUAGUGAGACUAUAACUCAAACUUCACCAGUCAUGUCUCGUAGGAGUUCUCGCCUGUUGUCUGGCGGCUACUACAACUCAGACGAGGAGUCGGACUCAAGCAGCGUGACAAACAUAUCCUACCGGGAAAACCCUGUCAAGGUUUUCAAGAAGAAGGCAGGCACCCGCAAGGCCAGCCCUCGUACCUCCAGCAGAGCCAAUAGCAAUGCCAGUUCACCCAGCCGCGAGUCGCCCACCACUGCAGACCAGUGUGAUGGCCCGAGUCCUUCUCCCUCGAGCAUCCAGCCCCCGGUGGUCAUGAGGACGGAGCCCUACGUCUUCCCUGCAGCGACCCCUCGGCCUGCCCUGACCCCGUCAUCAUCCCGGAGUCAGACCCCCGUAUUCUGCCCCUCUGUGCAUCCAGAGAAGAGCGUGUACGCAGGACAUUACAGCUCCACCAGGCCAGGAUUACACCUGAGGCCCCACCACAAGGAGCUGGGUCAGAGCGCAGUGGACAGCUCGGGCUACUCGUCCUCAGAGGGUAUUUACAAGAGGCCCCUCGUGGCCCCCAGCAGCUCCGUUAGAACGAGUGGGGCUCCCCCUCCUGGAUACAGGACCCGGAUCAUUAGUGCCUUCUCUAGUCUGAUGGACUCGGCCUCAUUGACGGCCGUCGCAGCUCAGUCCAAAGUCAAGGAUCUGACCGCUGGAGCAAACACUUUGUUCACCCCUCGCGUGAGGAAGGCUUGUGUUCUGUUUCUCCUCCUCCUCCUCCUCCUCCUCCUCCUGCUUCUGUGUCUUUGGUUCCUCUUCCCCUUGUUGACCUCGUUCAUCUCCCGCAUGAGUGUCACAAAGACCCUGUCACCGACUAAACCAGAGAGUCGACCUGUUAUCACUGCCACUGCUCCUUCUCUUCCUGCUCCUGCUCCUGCUGCUCCUCAACCCAGCACCAUGCCUCAUGCACCUGUGGUGGAUCCAGCUGCUGUUUCUGCUGCUGUAGAAGCCAAGAUGCAGAAUCUUUUGGCAGAGCUGCUGCUGAAGCAGGAGCAGCUUUUCUCCCAGAUGAAGGAGCGGUUGAACCGGGACAUGCAGGGUAUCAAAGCCGGUCUCGACGCUGAGGACUCGGACACUCGGCUGCGUCUGAAGCAGGAAGUCGCCGGCCUGGGCAGGAAGAUGGUGGAGUAUCAGACGGACAGUCGGUCUGCUGCUGCCGGCCUCAGCCUCAGGAUCCAAGCUGUGGAAGCUGAGAACUCCAAGCUCUCCCAGGAGUUGUCCUCCAUCCAGCUCGCGCCUCCUCCAGCCCCUUCAAUCACCGCUGCCCCCGUCCAGGACCAUCUGACCCCAGAGCUGCAGCAGGCCAUGGAGAGGUGGCUCACCGACCGCAUCAAGGAGCAGGACGUCCUCAGACUUGGGAACAAAGGAGGCGACGCUGACCCUGGACGUCCCAUGGCCGACAAAAUGGCCGACUUCGCCCUGGAAACUCAAGGUGCCAGCGUGAUCAGCACCAGGUGUUCGGAGACCUAUCGAAUCCGCUCAGCGUGUGUGACCCUGUUCGGUUUCCCCCUGUGGUAUCCGUCCGAAAGCCCACGCACUGUUAUUCAGGGUAACCCGGUGCUGCUCCCGGGGAGGUGUUGGGCGUUUCACGGCGUCCAGGGGAUUCUAGUCAUCUCUCUGUCUCACCCUGUGAGGAUCACCCAUGUGACACUGGACCACCUCCCGCGCUGUAACUCCCCCACCGGCCGCAUCGACUCCGCCCCCAAAGACUUUGAAGUCUACGGAGCGACAGACGACACCGAGGAAGGAACCCUGUUGGGGACUUUCACCUACGAUGAGGAAGGAGAGUCAACACAGACGUUUCAGCUGCUGAAGCCCAGUGAGGAGGUCUACAGGUUUGUGGAGCUUCGUGUGCUCAGUAACUGGGGACACGUUGAGUACACGUGUCUGUACCGGUUCCGCGUCCACGGGAAGAUGGCGUCCUCCACGUGAGACCCGCUGGCUGCAGCACCGUGUCUCAUUAAAACAAAUCAGGAAGGACUUUGGAAAUGUCGUUUUUAGAACAGAAAGUCAAAUCCAUGCUUAUGCUACUGAAACGUGUCUGAUGCUGAUGAAUGGAGCUUCUGCGUGUCGACAGGUUUGUUGUGGUUUGAAACUCCUUAAUGUGGAAGUGACAAAUAGUUUUUAUGCAAAAGUUGAAGCGCACACAAAUGUACAUAAUGACGUGUUGAUUAUAUUUCUAAAAAAACAAAUAUCUACCUAGUAAAACCCUUCGGGAGCUUUAUGCUGUCAGACUCAUGAACGUACCCACAAAAUGAUGUUUUUAACUCUUAUGUGUUAUUAAUUAUUAUUUGCUAUUGAUCAGAUAUUUCGUGCUUCACAAUCGCACAGGAGAAAAACACGUUUCUUUACAAAGUGCAGUGGAGCAGCUGGAUGUUACACAGUCCUCAGUGGUACGUUAACAAAAGAGUUAUUCAGUCACUGACUUUUACUCGUUGUGAACUAAUGUUUGCACCUCAGAGCUUCUCCCACCUUUAUGAGGAAGUGACUUGAAUAACAAAAUAAUAACAAUUGUUUUCUGUUUUGAUUAAUGAAUGGAUCUUCAGUCUAUUAAAUGUCCAAAAAUUGUGGAAAUGCAAUUUAAAUUUCCCCACAUCCCAUCAUUGACAUCUUCAGAUUUAUUUAUUAUGUUGGACCAACAGUCAGAAAUGCAAAAGUUAUUUAGUUUACUGUUGUGUACGUAAAGAAAAGUAUUCAAUCUCAAGUUUUGAGUUGAUUAAUGUGCUUUUGUUUAUCAACUAUAUAAUUAAUCAGUGCAGGUCAAAGGUCAAUAGUUCCAAGUCAUGGGUGUAAAUCCCAUGUUGUCUGAUUCUUUUUGACCUCACGUUCUUCUGAGUGUCGCUGAUGUUGUGACUAAACGUCCUGUAAACACGAGGCAGCGCCGAAUGUUACUUGUAAGUUAAAUUUAAUGUAAUAUUCCUACGAAAGGUCAAAUAAGCAGCUUAAAACUUUUACCUUCUCCGUUUUCCGUGUGAGUUUCAGCUCAGUGAUUUACUGCUGGUACUUGAAUACUUGAAAACCUAAUUUUCUAAACGUCUUCGAGCGGAGUCACGUUGACUCUGUGACGUCAGCGUUUCUUCUUCCUUGUACGUGAAACUUUUAGUUUCGAGUGAGCGACGCAGCCAGGAGAGAAAAGUGUUAUUUAUUUGUAAAAUUAAAUAUAUUGUUUCUGAAUUCAUGUGUUCGGAUCAAGAAUUCAGUUUGAUUAUUAUUUGAGUGUAUAAUCGUUAAAGUUUACACGUUGAAAAUCUCCUUCGCUCAAUGACUACAAUGACAAAACUGCACUUAGCAGCGCGUACUUCAGGAUCACAACCAUUUCAUGUUCAUGUAUGUUUUGUUUGGUGUAUUUGAUAGUUGUUGUUAUUCCAGGUCAAAUCCAGGAUCUCUCUGUCUCUCUGAUUUCCAUAAUUCAAAUUUAGAUGAGUCGAUGUAGAAAAACAGAAACAGUAGAGAGAGAGAGUGAUGAUUUGGAUCAAGACAAAGCAGAGCUACACCCCAGUAUCAGGAGUUAUGUGUUAGUUAUGGUAUUUUAUAAACACUUAAUUGGCAGUUUAUUAGGUACACUUAUUUUAAUGCAGUUUAAUAACACUGUACUCUCUGUUCCACACCUCAGAAUCUGUCUCAACACAGACAUCACGACCCUCAGUAGAGUUACGAGGUGUUCCUAAUAAACUGAGAAUACUUUGGCGAGGAUGAAACUUUACUGGACAAAACAUUGAUAUAAUAUGUGCUGGUAACAUGAAUUCAUAAUUAUCAUACAUUGCAUUUCGUGUCUAAACUGGUGUUUGUAUUUCCAAACAGUUUCUAGAUGUUUUGAUUAUGUGUAACCAUGAAUUAUGAUUCAGAGACACUUUUAUUUGACACUGAAUUGAGUUAAUUGGCUGUUGAGAUGAAAAUCAUAUUGAAUGUGUUUUGUUCAACACAUCAUUUCAUGUAUUUUCAUGUGUUUUCAGCUGUUGAACAGCCUCUUCAGUCAUGAUGCUGUGUCUGGUCCCCGAACACAGAAUGAGAACUGUGGGACCUUUGUGUUUAAAGCCAUAUGGACAACACAGAGAACAAAGUGUUUAUCAGAAUCAAUUACCGUCAUCUUUUUUUAUAUUUACACAUCUGAUGUUCAUAGAAAUCCAAAAAGUCACUGGAAUGAUUCAUUUACUUUUCUAACAAUAGUUUUCUCUCUUUAAAUUUAACUUUAUCGUUUUUCAGCUACUGCCUGACUUGUUCUCUAUUUGACUACAAAUCUUAUUUGAUACGACAAACUGGGAUGUUUGUAUGAUUUAUUAACUAAAAACAUUGAAACAUA
This is a messenger RNA of Platichthys flesus (European flounder), 4378 nucleotides long. RefSeq lists its product as uncharacterized. Gene Ontology annotation, cellular component: nuclear envelope; meiotic nuclear membrane microtubule tethering complex. The transcript has 16 exons. The record is from RefSeq and is a predicted model, not a curated record. Gene Ontology annotation, biological process: nuclear envelope organization. Gene Ontology annotation, molecular function: protein-membrane adaptor activity. NCBI's taxonomy places the organism in Eukaryota, Metazoa, Chordata, Actinopteri, Pleuronectiformes, Pleuronectidae. The coding region runs from base 82 to 2010 and encodes 642 amino acids.